This is a messenger RNA of Talaromyces rugulosus, 1905 nucleotides long. RefSeq lists its product as uncharacterized. The record is from RefSeq and is a predicted model, not a curated record. The coding region runs from base 1 to 1905 and encodes 634 amino acids. Gene Ontology annotation, biological process: intracellular signal transduction; intracellular monoatomic cation homeostasis; protein phosphorylation. Lineage: Eukaryota; Fungi; Ascomycota; Eurotiomycetes; Eurotiales; Trichocomaceae. Gene Ontology annotation, molecular function: protein serine/threonine kinase activity; ATP binding. The transcript has 2 exons.
AUGUUGCUGAUUCCUGCCAUGCACAUGUCCAAGGCCCAAUUGGGCCCGGGCCAGCAACAUAGUAUGGACCCAUGUUCGGCGGGAUUGUUACACCGUGGUUUGGGUGAAACGACCUCGAGUCUUCGACUGGAAAGCUUCUCCAAGUCAAUUGCUUGUGGCACAAUACACACCUCACAGAUGCUUGUUGUCCCCUCGUGUCCGACAUUCUGCCCAGAGGCAGUGGCCAUCUCUCCCCCCAAGCCCAAAAGGCUGUCUCGACGAUAUCAUGCCAGUACAGAGCCUCUAAUGCUUCGGCCAUCGUCUCCACACCAACAAGACUAUUCGAAAUUGGCACCGCCCACUGGCGGCGACUUUCGUCCCAUGACAGCUUCAAACCCACAAAACCGCUCGUCUCUUUCAAGAAAAUCAACAUCAUCAAUUAGAAGCUUCUUUCGACGUGACAACUACCAUCACCCAGCAAAGACGCGGAGGAUCGGUUCCAGAUCCCACAGAGAAGCCGUCGUUAGCCAACAAUCCCAGGAACCGCAAUCACAGUCAGAUUCAUCCAGCUUCUCAAUUCCUUCUGAUUGCAUGUCCCAAUUAGAAACCGCUUGCAUGAAUGCCAGCUCAGCUCCUAGUCAAACGCCUUCGCCUCUUCAAAAGGCGGCGCGCAGCCUUUCUUUCAGAAAUAGAAUCAAGUUUGCCGCCCUCCCACGCCCAAGACCAGCGCCAAAGAAGAUAGUUAGGUCACCAACAGCAGGUACCCCCCAGCACAGGAAUACUCCCGAAUUUUCCAUACCUGCCAGAGCCGGUGUAGGAUCGAAAUCUCGACGGCUGAGCGCAGAAUUGCCCGAAGAUUUCAAUGUUGAUUCAUGCGAACUAAGCCGCGAAUAUUGCAAUGGAAGACGGAUACCUGGAAGACAUGGAAAGGAAAUUGGAAAAGGUACAACGGCCACUGUAAGAAUCUUGUACAAAAAGGGGUGUUCGAAGGAUGUUCGAUAUGCCGUCAAGGAAUUCCGAAAAUGCGGUCGAAACGAAGACAGACGAGAAUUCGAGCAAAAGAUCAAGUCGGAAUUUAGUAUCGCCAAUAGUCUUCAACAUCCAAAUAUUGUGAAGACAAUUCGCCUUUGCAGGAAUCACGGGCGAUGGAACCAUGUCAUGGAGUAUUGUGACCAAGGAGAGCUAUACUCGCUGAUUCAAAAAGGCUAUCUCGAGGAAGAAGAUAACCUUUGUUUCUUCAAGCAAUUGCUGCGAGGUGUGGCGUACUUGCAUCAACAUGGCAUCGCACACCGUGAUAUAAAACCAGAAAACUUGCUAAUUACAACCGAAGGACAAUUGAAAAUCACCGAUUUUGGUGUUUCUGAAGUCUUUUCCGGCAUACACCCUGGGUUGAGAAGCGCAGAUGGACAGUGCGGAAAACUCAUGGAUGGAACUCAAAAAUGCUCUCCAGGAAUUUGUGGAAGCUUGCCUUAUAUCUCCCCAGAGGUUCUCGCUGAAAAUGGCGAUUAUGAUCCGCGUUCUCUCGACGUAUGGUCGUGUGCGAUUGUAUGCAUGACGCUGUUCUUUCAUGGGAUACCGUGGCAAACCGCAAAACCGGAAGAUCCUGACUAUGCCAAAUUCCUAGCUGGCUGGCAUAAAUUUUUACUGAGAAACCCCAAAGGAAAAAUCACCAAGAGAGAAUAUCCUUCGUGUGGCCGCGCUUUUGCUACUCUACCUAGCAACGGAUUGAGCCGGCUGGUUUUGAAAAUGCUGCACCCGGACCCGGAAAUGCGUAUUUCAAUCGAAGAUGCUCUGGAAGAUCGAUCAAUGAGGAGAAUCGUGUGCUGCAGUCCCGAUGUUGGCCAGGUGGCAGAGUCAGAUACCAUGCUCGAUGACUCUGUUGCGGUUGGGAAGAUGCAUAACCAUAUUCCUCCAGAAAAAACCUGA